Limulus polyphemus (Atlantic horseshoe crab) is the source of this 505-nucleotide messenger RNA. RefSeq lists its product as uncharacterized. The record is from RefSeq and is a predicted model, not a curated record. Lineage: Eukaryota; Metazoa; Arthropoda; Merostomata; Xiphosura; Limulidae. The annotation marks the transcript as partial. The transcript is spliced from 3 exons.
UCGUUCUUGCGUGGGUUCCUCUCGUUGCUAUUGGUAACCGGUGUGUGAGCCUACGUCAUCACCCGUUUUCUAUUGAAAACAAUGCGGGACUUCAUUUUCUCAUACCCUGAACGACCGAUUGCCUUACAAGAACGAAAUCGUGCAGAAUGGAGAGGUUAUCACUGUUUUGGAAAAUAGUGAUUCUUUUAGUCGUGGUGAUUGGUUUUACUCUCGUCAGCCCACAGCGUAUUCCACCAUCACGGUCAAAUGUAGAUACAUCCAAUCUUCUAGAUAUCAAGCCGCACGAGCUGCAGAAGUUUGUCGCGGGUGGUUCGGGGCUUAAACUCCUUUAUUUCUACACGAAUGAACAGCCUACAAAUCCAGAGUUUGUUGAGGAACUCAAUAAAGCCGCUGCUCAUCUCCACACUCAAAAGUAUGGGGUCAAGGUCGCCAAGGUAGACUGCCGAGAGCAUGGCUUGUCUUUCUGCAAAGAAAAAUCAAUACAGAGCAAUGUGUUUGCACUCAG